GCUAGAGUGUUUCUACCGGGGAAAAAAUCACGGUCGACACUCGAGAAGACGCGUUUAGCGUCCUCGUACAUUUCCAUUGACCUGGGUUUGGGGAAGGAGGAGGAGAAGAAUGAAUUGAGGAGUAGGGGGGACGAUUUCUUCUCAUCAAUGACCAGACGAGCCCUCUUUUCAUUGUUACAAUCACAACCCACCCGGCCACUCUCCCGGCAAUCCUCCCUCCUCCCACAGUCUUCUUCUUCGCAUACCUUUCAUCCGUCGUCUUCUCUUCUUACCAAAUUCUCGCGCUCCUACUCUUUCCUCCGCCACCCCAACCACCGUCCUACUUCCUUUCCUCAACCCCUAACCUCACCAAUGGCCACCUCUGCUGCUGGAGACAGCUCCUCCGCUGUCGCUUUCCCUCUCUCUGCCUCCAAUGUCUUGAAGAUCAAUAAAGGAGACAUCACCAAGUGGUUCGUCGAUGCUUCCUCCGAUGCCAUUGUUAACCCAGCAAAUGAGAGAAUGCUUGGAGGUGGUGGUGCGGAUGGAGCUAUUCAUAGAGCUGCUGGACCAGAACUGCGUGAAGCUUGCUUUAAGGUCCCUGAAGUGAGUGCUGGUAUCCGCUGUCCAACAGGAGAAGCAAGGAUUACCCCAGGCUUCAGAUUGCCAGCAUCCCAUGUCAUUCACACUGUAGGCCCUAUCUAUGACACUAAUAACAACCCUAAAGCAUCUCUGACAAAUGCAUAUAGGAACAGCUUGAAUGUUGCCAGAGAUAAUAACAUCAAGUAUGUGGCAUUCCCAGCCGUAUCUUGUGGUGUUUACGGGUAUCCUUUUGAAGAAGCUGCUGAUGUGGCUAUAUCUACUAUCAAAGAAUUUGCAAAUGACUUCAAAGAGGUACAUUUUGUCUUGUUCUCGGAUGAAAUCUAUGCUGUUUGGGUCAAGAAGGCAAAGGAAUUGCUCCAAGAAUAAAAGUGUACAAAGAAGUGCAAGUUAGUUAGACGCCUCUUUGAAGUUCUUGCAUCCUAGUAGUAGUAGACGAUGACAGUCGAUGAAGCUGAUAUGCAUUGUGUGGGGUUGGAGGAUGUUCAAUCACUUCAGGCUUCAGGGGAUUGGGUGCAAUGGAGUUUUUUCUGAGUCUCUCUGUUCGUCAGUGACCUAUUUUAUGUAAACCCUAUUCUUCCAGUACAAGUUUCCAUGUUCGAUCAGUUAGGUUACUUUCCUUUUUGACAACAAUAAUCAAUAAGAGGCUAAGGCCGACUGAUGGCGUCCAACUCUCAAAAGUCAAAACACAGGCAUACAACAACGCAUUCAGUAAAGGAAAAAUACA
Linum tenue is the source of this 1303-nucleotide messenger RNA. Lineage: Eukaryota; Viridiplantae; Streptophyta; Magnoliopsida; Malpighiales; Linaceae. The record is from the annotation of a GenBank genome assembly.